Messenger RNA from Microcebus murinus (gray mouse lemur), 1690 nucleotides. RefSeq names its product olfactory receptor 2AT4-like. Gene Ontology annotation, molecular function: G protein-coupled receptor activity; olfactory receptor activity. Lineage: Eukaryota; Metazoa; Chordata; Mammalia; Primates; Cheirogaleidae. Gene Ontology annotation, cellular component: membrane. The record is from RefSeq and is a predicted model, not a curated record. Gene Ontology annotation, biological process: G protein-coupled receptor signaling pathway.
AGGGUACCCAGAGAACUCAGCAGAGAGAGGCAGGCAGAGUUGCUGCACUCAGAUAAUGGGUAGAAGAGGCAGGCAGCAUGUUGCAGAAAACCUUGGAAAAACCAACCUUCCCUAGUGAUAUGGUGACAGGGAUGUCACUUAGUACUUUAAGCAAAUGUAAAAGAAAACACAGGAGUGUAGGGACCUACGAGAUCAUCUAAGAUCUGAUGCCCAAAAGGUAGUGUGGGCUGUGGCACGCUCUCAGUGCACGGACUCCAGUUGCGACUGGAUCAUCUGCUGUGCGAUUGGUGUUUAACUGUACGAUCCUUCCCAUAGAAUUUAAGCCCUCUGACAGAGGGGUCUUGAAUGCUUUGUUUAUAUUCUCAUAGCUGUGCACACUACAGAGACUUCCCAAAUAUUCAAUGGAAGGAGGAAGGACUGAAUUGUGGGUCAGAUGGAAUAACCCAUAUUGAAUGCCACCACCAGCCCUCUAAACUUGGUUGUAAAUGAUUCAAAUUGCAAUAAUUGUUUAGUGAACUGCACAAAUUCUUGUUUCAAGCUCCUGGUUUUCCUGGCUUCCAGAUGUGCCGGCUGCCUGUCACCCUGGCAUCCAGCUCUGUGCCACCAUGGCUGCUACAGCCUGUAAUGGAUCAAAAGACACUGCACCCAUCUUCUACCUGGUGGGCAUCCCAUCCCUACAGGAGUUCCUCUUCCUCCCUGUCUUCUUCAUCUUCCUGCUCUUCUACCUGCUCAUCCUGGUGGGUAAUGCCCUGAUCCUGGUGGCUGUGGUGGCAGAGCCCAGCCUCCACAAGCCCAUGUACUUCUUCCUGAUCAACCUCUCUGCCUUAGACAUCCUUUACACCACAUCCACUGUCCCAAAGAUGCUGUCCCUCCUCCUAUUCAGGGACCACAUCCUCAGCUUCCCUGCAUGCUUCCUGCAGAUGUACCUGUUCCACAGCUUCUCCUGCUCUGAAGCCUUCAUCUUGGUGGUCAUGGCCUAUGACCGCUAUGUGGCUAUCUGCCGCCCACUGCGCUACCCUGUCCUCAUGACCCCACAGACCAAUGCAAUGCUGGCGGCCAGUGCCUGGCUCAUCGCCCUCCUCCUGCCCAUCCCAGCAGUGGUACAGACCUCCCAGAUGGCAUUUGACAGCACUGUCCACAUAUACAGCUGCUUCUGUGACCAUCUGGCUGUGGUCCAGGCCUCCUGCUCUGACACCAGCCCCCAGACCUUCAUGGGCUUCUGCAUCGCCAUGGUGGUGUCCUUCCUCCCCCUUCUCCUGGUGCUCCUCUCCUACACCCGCAUCCUGGCCUCGGUGCUUCGCAUCAGCUCCCGAGAAGGACGGUCCAAAGCCUUCUCCACCUGCAGCUCCCACCUCCUGGUGGUGGGCACCUAUUACUCAUCCAUUGCCAUCGCCUAUGUGGCCUACAGGGCCGACUUGCCCCUUGACUUCCACAUCAUGGGCAAUGUGGUGUUCGCCAUUCUCACACCUGUUCUCAACCCUCUCAUCUACACACUGAGGAACAAGGACGUCAAAGCAGCCAUCACCAAGAUUGCAUGUCCCCAAGGCCCAGGGCAUUCUGGGAGCCCUUGAUCAUUAGAUGUAGCUAAUGCUGCUCCAAGGAUACCAGUUCUUGAAGAACAGAGAACACCAUCAAAAAAGUUUUUUGAAGGAAGAAUGGCUUACAGCAGUACCAAAAAUAUACCACUGGG